AGCUCAGAUGAUCCAGUCAGUGAAGCUAUAGUGGAAGAACAAUAAAGUGUCUAUAGACAAGAAAUAGCGCGUUUAAACAAUCUAUCUGGAGGUAAGGAAUGACAAGUAACAUCAUUCUAGUGGGCUACUUUUGUUAGUUUUCGUAACUAUUAUAUGUUUAUUAAUUAAGUAAUAAAAACUUUACUUACUUGCUAAAGAUUGCCUCUAUAUACAUCUAAAAAUAAUUUGAGUUAUUGGAAGAAGUUCAACCCGUCUACUCGACUAAAACAUUGGAUUGACUUCAAGACACAUGUGUCAGAGAGGGCCGUCGCGAGGAGAGAAAGCAGAGGAGGUGUGGUGUUCCGUUUGCCGACGAAGUUUAAACCACUAAUCAACGUUUCGUAUCGAAAAAUUCGGUCCUCUAAAUUGAUAUUCACAAUCAAAAAAAUUUUCGGACAUUAGAUUAUCUUAUUUCCUUAGUAUUUAGUUCGUAAAUAAUCUUCACCUUUUGCAUGGCUAUAGUUCUUAGUUUUUAAUCCGUGUCAAUCACUUUCCGUCCUGUCAAAUUCAAGUCUUCCCGAUCUAUAAGAAUUAUUUAUUCGACAAAAUGAUUUAUUUUCCCAAAAAAUAUUUCACUUCGACGACAAGAUUUUGGGCCGGGGGAGAGAAGAUUUAAGUCAAUUGGAAAGAAUAAGUCACUGUAAACAGUUCCUUCACAUCUGUGCAAGUGCAUCUAUUAAUAAUAUAUCGUGCAAGAAAUCUCAAAGUAGCUGCUUGCGAAAAAUAAUGCAGCCGCAGCGACUGAAGAUUUUGAGUAAAAUUCCUUGAAUAUGUAUUAAUUAAUAUGAGCAAAUUUUCUCAAUAUUUAUUAAGUGAAAUUUUAAAUUUACUCAAAGUUUUGAGAAGAUAUACAUUGUGAAUAUGUUGAUAAAUUUUCAGUCGCCGCUUACACAAGUUUUCAGUUAAAAUGUUUUUGACUUUUCUCUUGCACUGAAAACAAAAUUUCAUUUUUUCACAGAAAUCUUUAUCAACUAUACUAAAAAAAUGAAGAGCAUCCUCUUAAUUGCCUUGGCAGUUUCAGUCAUUCUCUCAGUCACUCAAGCCCUUAGCUGUCUGAGAUGUGACUCACCCCAGAUCAAAUGCACUUCGUUAUACAAACUGAAUUGCAAAGGUGGACUGAAAAGUGGUGUAUGUGGAUGUUGUCCUGUUUGUGCCAAAAUAAAGGGGGAAAAGUGUGGAGGACCUUGGAACAUACAUGGCGAAUGUGAUUGUGGCUUGAGAUGUUAUAAAAGCCCAAAGGUUAUCAUAAAGCUGGGACAAUUUAAUGCACACGGAUUAUGUAUACCAAGGUAAGACUUUUAUGUGAUAUUUCAUAAUUGAAGGGUUUUUGUACAUGGAGGAGGAUGGAAAUUUCGAACGAAAGCUCAUAUACAAUUUUCCAACCUAACGAGGAGCAACAGCAAAGGCCCAUUAUGUCAGUUAUCGAAUCUGAGGCCCGACAGUCGGUCCAGCGCUCUAAUUAGCUGAGCGAUAGAGUCCUAUUAGUUCUAUCCACUUAUCGAGCUAGAUGCCAAAAAUGUUAAUAAUAUUCGCCCAUGGCCAUGUCUUAUUCUGACAUUUCCCACUAUAAUUAUACAAGAACUUGUAGCUAACGCUUCUUAAUUGGAAUGUGUAGCUCAGUUGGUUAGAGCGCUGCACUGGAAUCGCGAGGCCGCAGGUUUGAUUCCUGUCAGAGAACCUACGUUCGCUGGUGCUUCGGGUUUGGUCGGAAAAUGGUAUGCAAUCUUCCGCUCGAAAUUUUCAUCAAUCAGACAAAAUGGCUUUUAUGUUACAUUCUUGAUAUAAAGAGUUGAAACAUUACCAUGUUGAAAUAAGUGGUGUGGUGGGGGCCAGUAGCAAUGUCUUUGAAAAUAUUUAAGAUGCAGAUCAGUGGAAUAUUAUAAAAUUUGAUAAUCAGUUCGUAAAUUUAAAAAAUAUUCCUUUAUUUCUUUCUUUUUAGCAAAAGGUAUCGCAUAUAAUUACAACUAUCAAGAAUCUGUUUAAUAAUUAAUUAACUGUUAAAUCUAUCAAUUAAACUCUAUAUAGAUAGAGAAUAGUUAUUUCUGUUUACAGCAGGUAUUGCUCAAUAGUUAAUACUACUAUUCAGGGUGUAUUAAAAAUUGGAAUCCAUUUUUUAUGCUUGAUAAUUUGUUAAGUACUGGUCCCUAUAAUAGAACAUAGUUUAGCCGUUCUUUAAAUCUUGAUCCUUUCUGUUCCGAUCCUUAUUCGUGUCUAAACCUUGAAUAUUCAUGUUUAAACUUUUGAAUAUUGUAGUUGCUACCCGAGAAAAAGAAGUCAAAAUUAUUUUGAAAUACCUUUUAAAGAUACUCAUUCGUUUCAUAUUCUUGGAACAUUUCCAAAAAUUAUCAUAUCUAUCUCGAACCCAAACUGAAUUAGUAUACAACUUGGUGAUGCAUGUAAUAGUACAAUCAAAAUAGUAAAUAGGUCAGAAAAAAUUAAUAAAAAGCCAAAAAUGCAUUCUCUUCAGCAACCUUGAUAACAUACUAAAAGUCCUCAUGUAUCCUCUUGCAGCUUUCUCCAUUAUGACAAGUUUUUUGUUCCAUUUCCCUAUUGAACUCCUCUAUUAUUAAAGAAGUGAAUCGAGAAUAUAAUCCGACAUGACAUCACAUGUUUAAUUGGACAAUUUGAAAUUUUAUUUUCUCAAAAAAUUGGUGAAAAGCCCCAAAACUGUCGAAAUACCACGAUUUGCAAAAAACCGACGAAUUUUGCAAGAAACGGCACAAGAUCUCCCAGGCGCAUCUCAAUUUGCGGUGCCUCAAGUCCAUAAACACCUGCGCUUGUUCGUCUCGAUGUACUACUUUAUGUAAACCUCUCAUAUUGUGAGUCGCUUGAAUUUUUUUAUCUGC
This is a messenger RNA of Paramuricea clavata, 2885 nucleotides long. NCBI's taxonomy places the organism in Eukaryota, Metazoa, Cnidaria, Anthozoa, Malacalcyonacea, Plexauridae. The record is from the annotation of a GenBank genome assembly.